Messenger RNA from Ictalurus furcatus (blue catfish), 2104 nucleotides. RefSeq names its product E3 ubiquitin/ISG15 ligase TRIM25-like. NCBI's taxonomy places the organism in Eukaryota, Metazoa, Chordata, Actinopteri, Siluriformes, Ictaluridae. The coding region runs from base 151 to 1800 and encodes 549 amino acids. The record is from RefSeq and is a predicted model, not a curated record. The transcript has 6 exons. Gene Ontology annotation, molecular function: protein binding; zinc ion binding.
CACACCCACUCUCACACUCACACUACACCACAAACACAACCACAACCAGAAAUCCCUUUUCCAAGAAAACGAAACUUAUUUUCUCUCUCGCGCGCACUCUCUCUCUCUCUCGCUCUCUCUCUCUCUCUCUCAGUGUGUGACUACAGGAAAAUGGCAGAGGCUAGUUUUUCAAAAGAAAAGGAUCAGAUCAGCUGUCCAGUGUGUCUGGAUCUCCUGAAGGAUCCAGUGACUACUCCCUGUGGCCACAAUUUCUGUAAGGUGUGUAUUAAUGGCUGCUGGGAUCAGGAGGAUCUGAAGGGCAUCUACAGCUGCCCCCAGUGUAGAGAGACUUUCACUCCAAGGCCUGUUCUACACAGAAACAACAUGCUGGCUGAAGUGGUGGAGAAACUGAAGAAAGCUGCUUCUCCUGCUCACCGUUACGCUGGACCUGUAGAUGUGGAGUGUGAUUCCUGCAUCGGGAGAAAGCGCAAAGCCCUCAGUUACUGUCUGGUGUGUCGGGCCUCCUAUUGUGAAGAUCAUCUUAAACCUCACUAUCAGUCUCCUGCCUUUAAGAAGCACAAGUUAGUUGAACCCUGUGCAGAACUCCAGGAGAAGAUCUGCUCUCAGCACGACAAACCGAUGGAGAUCCUUUGUCGUACUGACCAAAGCUUCAUCUGUUACUUGUGUACAAUGGAUAAACACAAAGGCCAUGAUACAGUUUCAACUAAAGCAGAAAGAACUGAAAAACAGAAUGAGCUACAGGAGGAGCAGAUGAAAUCCCAGCAGAGGAUCCAGGAGAAGCAGGAGAAGGUGCAGAAGCUGAAACAGACUGUGGACACUAUUAAGUUUCGUUCACAGACAGCAGUAGAUGAGAGUGAGAAGAUCUUUACUGAGCUGAUCAGCUCUAUGGAGAAAAAGCGCUCGGAGGUGAAGGAGUUGAUCAGAGCUCAGGAGAAUGCUGAACUGAGUCGAGCUGAACGACUCCUGAAGCAACUGGAGCAGGAGAUUGCUGAUCUUAAGAGGAGAGUCACUGAGCUGGAGCAGCUUUCACACACACACGAUCACAUCCACUUCCUCCAGAGAUUCCCGUCUCUCUGUGUUUCUCCUGGAUCUGAGAACUCACCCAGCUUCACUGUCAGUCAACAUCUCUCAUUUGAUGGAGUGAGGAAAUCUCUCUCAGAUCUGAAAAAACUAGUCGAGGAAAUGUGUAAGGAGGAAUUCAACAAAAUCUGUCCACAAGCAGUUCAGAAUAUUUCACCCUCAGAACUGAAGAGCAGAGAAGAUUUUCUGCAGUAUUUCUGUUAUCUGACUCUGGAUCCCAACACAGUACAAUAUCGACUAAGUCUGUCUGAGAAGAACAGAGCGGUGACACGUAAUGGGACAGAUCAGCGAUAUUCUGAUCAUCCAGAGAGAUUUGACUACUGGCCUCAGGUGUUGUGUAAGGAGAGUGUGUGUGGACGCCGAUACUGGGAGGUGGAGUGGAGCGGUGUUGUGUAUAUAUCGGUCUCAUACAAAGAGAUCAUCAGGAAAGGGCGGGGUAAUAAGUGUUUGUUUGGAUUCAACAGUCAGUCCUGGAGUCUGCGAUGUUCUUCUUCCUCUGUCUCUUUCCGGCACAACAACAUUGCGACUGCGCUCGAAGGUCCAGUGUCCUCCAGAAUAGGUGUGUAUGUGGAUCACAGUGCAGGAACUCUGUCCUUCUACAGCGUCUCUGACACGAUGAGGCUCCUCAACAGCGUCCACACCACAUUCACUCAGCCUCUAUACGCUGGGUUCUGUAAAUGGAGUUAUGACUCACCUUUGAGGUUAUGUGAUCGAAUAUAAAAUGUUAGCAAAAGUAUUUAGUAUUAAUUGCUACAAUGGGAAGAUUUUGGUACAGAAACUGUAAUUAUUAUUACUAUUAUUAUUAUUAUUAUUAUUAUUAUUAUUAUUAUUAUUAUUAUGUAUCUAUGUGGAUCUCAUUUAUAGAUUAAUAAAUUGCAUAAAUAAUCUGCCGGAUGUAGGACGUUUCUAGGAAAAAGCAAUGUUAUGAAACAGAUUAUUUAACUGUAUGUAGUAUUUGCUGGUUUAUUAUACUGAUAUGAAAACCUUUUGUUUCUUCAGAAAUAAUAAAAAUUACUCAAAGUUC